AUGGUUGGGAGAAAGCGCGCUGUUUCUUCGAGGAGCUCCAGAAGGGGAACGGGCAGUGGGCAAGAUGCAGAACCGAAUAUUUACCAGCAGAUGCUGUCAGAAGCUGGGGUCUCUGCGCCGGACGAAAGGUCACCAGAACGCCCACUGAAACGGAGGCGACCAGGUUCACAGCGACAGGUAAACCCUUCUUCAGAUGGGCCAAGCACUCAAAGUCAACUAAAGACGCAAUUGGACACGCCACCAAGCGAUGACGACGAAGACGAGGAUAUCGAAUUCCAGGAUGUCGUUCUACCAGCGCCAACUGUGCAGACCAUGGAGCUCGAGUCUGAUGAUGAGGAUGACGAAGAUGAAGACAUUCAGUUUGAGGAUGUCGAUUUCUCUGCGCCGUUGCCAGAUGCACCUGCUGAAAAACCAAGCAACUUAGAACUGAAUUUGACGGCCCACCAGUCUUCCGCAUCCCCAUCCAAAAGACCGGGCGAGCGACGCAAACCGAUCUCUAAGGAGGAAAGGGAGCGCCGCGUCGAUAUUCAUAGAGCUCAUCUGUUGUGUCUUUUGUCGCAUGUGGCGCGCAGAAACCACUGGUGUAACGAUGCAAGAGUGCAAGAUUCCCUGCGUCCGCACUUGACUGACAAGACGGUCAACUAUCUCACUCCUGGAUCUCACCUACCACAGUUUGGACAGGCUGAGAGCUUGAAAAAUGGCCUCAGACAGGCAGCUGAUGUGUGGAAGACCAAAUUUGAGAUUACGGAGCGGGGACUACGAAGGGCUCUCUGGGCAGAGGAUGCGGAACAGUUGCAACAUUAUGAGCCUGCAGAUGAUUUAGAUUCGUGUCUAGAUCGAGAUGAUUUCCGAGAAGCCGCAAAGAAGCUGCAGGGAUCAAGAGACGUUGGAGCACAACUGUAUUGCUCCUUGUUACGAAGUGUGGGUGUGCGAGCCAGACUGGUGUGUUCUUUGCAACCGCUGUCCUUUGUAUCUGGCGCUCCAACGUUACCGAAGCCGAAGGGACCGAAACAGACACCAAAAACAACACAGAAUGAACGUACCAAAGAAGCCUUGGCGAAAUACGAGGCCCUCGCUGCGAGCACUGGUGCGGCGACGGGUUCUGCAGGUGGCUCAAGUGCACGUCGCAGAUUGGGGCAUCCGAAUGCUACAGCUUAUAAUUUUCAACCUAGACCCGCUGCUCCGAAAGCAAAAAGGGCGUUCGACGGACCUAUACGGGUUCGCGAAUCUUCUUAUCCAGUCUACUGGGUGGAGGUGUUGGAUACUGGGCACCAGAAAUGGCAACCUGCUGACCCUGUAGUGACGAACACGUUCUGGAAACCAAAGGUAUUCGAGCCACCCAUUACCGACAAGGAGAACUGUCUCUCGUAUGUAGUAGCAUUUGAGGCCGAUGGGACAGCAAAGGAUGUUACGAGGAGAUAUGCAAAGGCGUACACAGCCAAAACUCGCCGUCUGAGGGUCGAAACACCUCUUGACGACGGAGGGCAAUGGUGGCGGAGUGCGUUGAAGCCGUUUCGCAGGCGCCGUCCGACAGACUUGGACCAAAUUGAAGAUAAUGAGUUGACGGGCGUGGAAGCCCGAGAACCUAUGCCGAGAAAUGUACAGGAUUUUAAGGAUCAUCCUGUAUAUGCAUUGGAGAGACACAUGAGACGGCACGAAGUUCUCGUGCCGGAUGCAAAACCAUCAGGGACUGUAGGCGCUGGAAGUCGAGGUCCACUGGAGAAGAUAUACAGGCGGAGAGAUGUCCGCAUAGCACGAAGCGCAGAGAAGUGGUAUCGCAUGGGUCGAGAGGUGAAGCCCAACGAGAUCCCAGCGAAAUGGCUACAGAGGCAAGCUCGCCCCAAGGGAUCGAGGUUUGACGACAGGGACGAAGCAGACAUGGAAGACGAUGCCGGCACACCUAUAUACACUACGGAACAAACAGAGCUCUACGAGCCACCGCCGGUCCGCAACGGACGCGUACCAAAGAACAAAUUCGGCAACAUUGACGCCUACGUGCCCGGCAUGAUACCAAGGGGAGCAGUGCACAUUGUUCACGAGUAUGCUGCCCGGGCAGCGUUCAUAGUAGGCGUCGACUACGCACCAGCUCUGACGGGGUUUCAGUUUAAAGGACGACACGGCACAGCUGUCCUCAGCGGAAUAGUAGUCGCCAAGGAAUUCGAAGCAGCUAUUCGGUCUGUGAUAGAUGGACUAUCAGACGUAGAGCAAGAGAUGGAAGAUGAACGCAAGAGACUAGCCGCGUUGAGGAUGUGGCGAAGGCUACUCAUGGGGCUGCGUAUCCGGGAGAGGAUAUGGAGCGGUGUCGGCGAGGAGGAGAGGAAAGAGGCGGAUAGGGAGGCGGAGAUGGAGGCUGAGCUGGCGAAUGCGGAGAGUGAUGUGACGGAUGAGUUUGAUAUGGUUGUUGAUGAGGACGAGGGCGGUGGGUUUCUGAUUGAGUGA
Messenger RNA from Pochonia chlamydosporia 170, 2439 nucleotides. Its product is annotated as DNA repair protein Rad4. Bases 1 to 2439 code for a protein of 812 amino acids. Lineage: Eukaryota; Fungi; Ascomycota; Sordariomycetes; Hypocreales; Clavicipitaceae. The transcript has 2 exons. Gene Ontology annotation, molecular function: damaged DNA binding; single-stranded DNA binding. The record is from RefSeq and is a predicted model, not a curated record. Gene Ontology annotation, biological process: nucleotide-excision repair; mismatch repair. Gene Ontology annotation, cellular component: cytoplasm; nucleotide-excision repair factor 2 complex; nucleus.